AGGGAAUAAAACUCUUCAUAUUCCUUUUGAAUGUUGGGUUAUUGUUAAGGUUGUGAGGAAGAAGAUGGAGAAGGAGAAAGAGAAGAAGAAACAGAAAGAAUUGAUCUUUUCAAAUUCAAAGGUUUGUAAAAGGUGUAAACAGAGCUAUGACCCAAAUUCCAACAGUUCAUCCUCUUGCCGUUUCCACACUUCUUUCUUCGUUUGUCGCCGUCACGACGAUCAGAAGAGGUACUAUGAAUUGGGCCCGGAUGAUCCACCUUAUGCUGCAAAGUUCUAUGACUGUUGUGGGGCUGAAGAUCCUGAAGCUUCUGGUUGCACAACCAGCUUUCAUGUCUCUUAUGACGAAGACUGAUGUAAUUUCUCACUCUUAUUAGUUAGUAUUGGACAAUCUACUAUCAUCCUUGUCUCUUUUUUACCAUUGUAAGUUUCCAGAUUCUUCAUCUGUACUUUUUUUUAUGAAACAAACUGAAUUUGAUGAUAAUCUUUUCUUCAUU
This is a messenger RNA of Vigna radiata var. radiata (mung bean), 494 nucleotides long. RefSeq lists its product as uncharacterized. Bases 65 to 352 code for a protein of 95 amino acids. Lineage: Eukaryota; Viridiplantae; Streptophyta; Magnoliopsida; Fabales; Fabaceae. The record is from RefSeq and is a predicted model, not a curated record. The transcript has 2 exons.